Molecule: messenger RNA, 1404 nt
Organism: Clonostachys rhizophaga
Lineage: Eukaryota; Fungi; Ascomycota; Sordariomycetes; Hypocreales; Bionectriaceae
Source: the annotation of a GenBank genome assembly
AUGAACAGGCUGAGGUCGCGCUCAGAAGCCCAUCAGCGGCCACCCGAAUUGCCCUUUGACACCUACUCGGACGUGCAUCUCGCCGCCAGCAAGGCCGCCCAGCGUCCACACGGUCAUGACCCGGCCGAGCUGAAGAAGAAGGCCCUCGACCGCAGCAUCCCGUCGCCGUCCCUCUUUGACUUUGGCGACGCCUCUCGCAAGGCGGCGGCGGCAAACCAGCAGUGGACGCCGCCCAGCGUGGCAGAGUGCGCAACGCACCUCGUCUUCCUCGAGGCCCUGCACAACGUGCGCGCGCAGGUCCUGGCCUCGACGCCCAUCAGCUGCGCCAUGGGCUACUCGAGCGCGUCCAAGCCGGACAAGGAGACGCUGGCCGCCUGGCACCACGGCAAGUGGAAGAAGUACGUCGAGUUCGCCAUCGUGCGCUUCCUCAGCUGGCGCGAGGCCAUCCCCCGCGGGCAAACCAGGCUCGCCCACUGCCCGCCGUUGGACGUGCUGAUGGUGUGGCAGGCGCUGCUGCUCAAUCCGAGCAUGCUCAGCAGGUACUUCCGGGAGGAGUCCAUCGCCGACCUCAGGUUUCCCUGGGAGCUGGUCCAUGCCACCGUCGACACGCACACCUGGGAGCUGUCCCUGGCGCCGGCGGACAGGAACAAGUUCGAGGCGGACACGGGCAUGGCGGCGCACCUGCUCAUCCAGUUCGAGGACUGGCCCGUCCGCCUGCGGCCCGGGUCAAAAAAGAAGAACAUCCUCGUUGGGCUGAGCGACUUCGAGUUCGGGCGGGCGACGGCACGAGCGCCGCAGACGGAGCACGACGCCGACUCGGAGAGGGAGGGCGGCGGCGACAGGACGAUCCCGGUCUACGCGCAGAAGUUCCUCGACGUGCGGCCGCAGCUCGCCAACCAGCUGCGCGAGGCGGUGCUGCGGCAGUUCCGGUUCGUGGAGAGGAUGCACGACCUGCUGUGGGUGCGCAGCCCGGCGCUCGAGGGGACGCUGGCGAGGGCUCUGGCGCGCUACGACCGGUUCUGCGAGCUGAUGCGGCGGGUGCCUGAUCUGAUGAUGGUGCCGACGCUGGAUGUCGACCUCGUCUGGCACACGCAUCAGUGCGCGGCGUCGCAGUACGGGAGGGACAUGGAGGCGCGGGUUGGGAGGUUCAUCAAUCACGACGAUACUGUUGCGAGCCUGGCGCUGGAGGACGGGUUUGACAGGACGGCGGAUCUAUAUCACAAGCAUUUUGGCAAGGAGUACAGGAUUUGCGGGUGUUGGGAGUGCGAGGCUCUGGCAUCGGCAAUGGAGCAGGCCAUCAAGACGGGAGAGACGGACAUUCCUAGGAUCACGGCGGAGGCAAGAGAAAGCGUCACGUACUAUCGCGCAGUCGAGUCGGAGAGGUUGAAGAGCCUGAUCAAGUAA